Messenger RNA from Magnolia sinica, 1444 nucleotides. Its product is annotated as F-box/FBD/LRR-repeat protein At1g13570-like. The transcript is spliced from 4 exons. The record is from RefSeq and is a predicted model, not a curated record. Gene Ontology annotation, molecular function: protein binding. Lineage: Eukaryota; Viridiplantae; Streptophyta; Magnoliopsida; Magnoliales; Magnoliaceae. The coding region runs from base 102 to 1361 and encodes 419 amino acids.
GCAGCAUUUAAUGCGUUGUUAAUUUUAUUUUGAGUUGCUACUGGAUAGACACGGAGGAGCCAAACUUCAGGAUAGGCAUAGAGGCAUCAAAUCCUCACUACAUGAUGGAGUCGCGCCAAGUACAAUUUCAAAACUUGGAUAUGAUGAGCUCCCUUCCACCAAAUGUCAUUGAUGUAAUCCUCACAUGCUUGCCUUUGAGAGAUGCAGUGAGGACGAGCAUCUUAUCGCGUGAUUGGAGGUACAAGUGGGUCACGAUUCCACAUCUGACAUUUGACGAGCGAAGUUUUCCAACUUUGGCCGAUUAUUCAGAGCUCAAUGAGCUUAAGCUCAUCAAUGCUGUUGAUCAAGUUCUCUUACUACAUAAAGGCCCAGUUCAUGAGUUCAAGUGCCAGAUUUACCUAGAAAGUUGCCCCGCCAUCGAUCGAUGGCUACUUCACCUCUCGGAUAAUGCUGUGAAGAGCUUCACACUUGAUAAUUUGCGGCUGGAACGAUAUAAGUUGCCUUCUUGUUUAUUCCGCUAUGAAAACCUUAUUCAUCUUCAGGUAUCCUGGUGCAUCUUCAAACCGCCUAGAAAGUUCGACGGUCUGCGUAAUCUCAGGACCCUUCAUCUUCAAGACAUUUCCAUUGACAGCUCAUUCGAAGACUUCAUUUCCAAAUUCCCUCUUCUUGAGGCAUUGACACUGAGGAAUUUCGACGGUCUUACUUGUCUUAAUAUUCAAGGCCCCCAGCUCCUGUACUUGGAUAUUGUUGGUAAAUUAAAAUAUCUCCAUUUCAAAAAUAUCCCGCUUGUAGCAACUGCACUCAUUAAUAUGAUGUCAGUAAAUGAUUACGAGAAAGGCAAGGAUUCCAAUCUGAUCAAUGUUGUCGGUUGUCUACAUGGUGUUAAGCGGCUCGCUCUUGAAGGUUUUCUUCUGCAGUUUUUAGCUGCAGGUAAUGUACCAGAAAGGCUUCCAACUAUGUAUAAUCAUCUAAAGAAUCUGACGUUGAAGAUAAAUUUUGAAAAUCUGGAUCAAUUAUCUGUGGUUCUUUGCUUAUGUAGAAGCUCUCCAAACUUGUAUGAAAUCAACGCCAAGGUCCACUCAAUCGAUGCUGCUAGUUUGCCCCAUGAGAGCUUUUGGGAAGUGCAAGAAGGUUUUGAUGGCUUGUUUGCAAGCCUCCAGAUUGUGACCGUAAAUGGAAUUAUCGGCAGCAAAAACGAACUGGGUUUCAUAGAGUUUGUACUCGAAAAUGCGCCUAUGCUCGAGGAGAUGAAUUUUAAGAUUAGCGCAACAGUAACUGAAGCGCAAUCAAGGAUUUUCAGAGAUUUGAUGGGAUUUCGAAGAGCUUCACCACAAGCCAGGAUCAUCUGCUUGGGGAAGUAGGUUUGAAAAAGGAUUUUAUAUUGUCUAGGGUUAUGCUAGGAGGGUCUCUUACUGCCUUCUUCUUCUUCUUUUUUAUUUUAUUU